ACCAUCGAGGGUCGCUCCGGCUGCUAUAGUCUAACCCUUCCUCCGGCUCCUCUCGCCCCCACCGCAACCCACGUUUAGAACCCCGCGCCCCCCCCCCCCCCCCCCCCCCCUCUCCGAAUCGCGAGGGUGAAAGGCCACGAAAGAUCAGGCCUCCUCCGACUCCGAUUCCAAUUUCCAGAAAGAAAAGAGGAUCGAAGGAAAAAAAAGGGUACAGUGAGAGAGAGAGUAGCUCUCGCCCGGGUUCUCGGCAAGAGAAUAGAAGUUUUCUUUUAGUCAUCAGUUGCCAGCUCAAAAGGGUAUCUCCAUGGAUCGCACGACGAGCCCCCGCCGUCCUAGAUUUCUGAUAGACGGAGAAGGCGAUCCGAGAUGCGGAUAAAUCCCAAUUCAACAAUCCACAAGCGCACGUCCUCCAGAGAUUUCACGAGCGCCGUCGAUCGCAGCGAUUUCAGCUCAGCCCGUCUAUUGAAUGCCAUGGGGGAAACUACAACUAAUCCUUCGUGGAAGCUCUCCUUUCCUCACAUUUGCGUCGCAAUCAUUUCGUCCUUCUUGUUUGGUUACCACCUCGGAGUCGUGAAUGAGCCGCUCGAGAGCAUUUCUGCAGAUCUUGGUUUUGCAGGGAAUGCCUUGGAGGAAGGACUUGUUGUUAGCAUGAGUCUGGGUGGUGCCUUCAUUGGGUGCUUGUUUAGUGGUUGGAUUGCUGAUAGUUUUGGGCGCCGUAGGGCAUUCCAGCUCACUGCAUUGCCUAUGAUAAUUGGAACUUCUAUCAGUGCAUCAGCGGCCAGUCUGCAGGGUAUGCUUUUUGGUAGAUUUUUAGUUGGAAUAGGGAUGGGUAUAGGUCCGCCUGUUGCUUCUCUUUACGUGACAGAGGUUUCUCCUUCUUUUGUUCGGGGCACUUAUGGAAGUUUUAUUCAGAUUGCAACAUGUCUUGGACUCAUAGGUGCUCUUUUUAUUGGAAUCCCAGUUAAGGAAGUUGAAGGAUGGUGGCGAGUCUGCUUUUGGGUAUCCGUCAUUCCUGGUGCUCUACUUGCACUUUGCAUGGAAUGUUGCGCCGAAAGUCCUCAUUGGCUCUAUAAGCAUGGCAAAAUUGUCGAAGCUGAAGCUGAAUUUGAAAGACUGUUGGGAGGACCCCAUGUUAAACCAGCAAUGACAGAAUUAUUACGUUCAGACAGAGGGGAUGAUGUAGACAUAAGUUUUCUAGAAUUGCUUCAUGGUCGCCAUUUCAGAGUUGUUUUUAUCGGAUCAACGCUAUUUGCUUUACAACAGCUAUCCGGCAUAAAUGCUGUAUUCUAUUUCUCUUCGACCGUCUUUAAAAGUGCAGGGGUGCCCUCAGACAUUGCCAAUAUGUGUGUAGGAUUUGCAAAUUUAUCAGGGUCAAUAAUUGCGAUGGUUUUGAUGGAUAAACUAGGAAGAAAGAUGCUACUUUUUGGGAGCUUUAUGGGCAUGGCUGCGUCAAUGGGAGUUCAGGCCACCGCAGCUAGUAUUUACAUUCCUAUCUCUGGGGCUUUAUACUUAUCAGUCGGUGGAAUGUUGUCAUUUGUCCUGUCAUUUGCAUUGGGAGCUGGCCCAGUCCCAGGUCUGCUUUUACCAGAAAUUUUCCCCAGCAGAAUCCGAGCAAAGGCUAUGGCUGUAUGUAUGUGUGUUCAUUGGGUGUUGAAUUUUUUUGUUGGUUUGCUGUUUUUGCAACUGUUGGAGCAACUGGGGCCACAAGUCCUGUACUCUAUUUUUGCAACAGUUUGCCUCAUAGCAGCAGUUUUUGUGAGGAGGAAUGUGGUAGAAACUAAAGGCAAAUCACUCCAAGAAAUCGAAAUUGCACUCCUCCCACCUGAGCAGAGGUAAAGAUAUGCAUCAUACCAUAAGCAUGCUGACAUUUGGGCCGUCUAAUUGCACUAAUCAGUGGUAUUGAUGCCAUGAUAUAAGCAAGCAAAAACAUGAUGCUUGCCUUGGGAUCUGUAAAUAUAAUACUUGCUAUAAGUUUAGGGGCUGGAAAGGGUGUUUCUUUUUGUUGCAUGUGUUCUUCAGUGGAUUGAUUCCAAUUGCAGAUGCAUGAGAUUAUUCGGACUAUUUGAAUGGUUUCCAAUUUUUUCCUUUUUUUCAGUUUUUCUUUUGCCUGCGUGCAUGGUAGAAAAAGAAAAAUGGUUUCUUGCAGUUAUCCUAUGAUUUUAGUGUAUUUAUCCCUCCUGCAAGUUAA
Messenger RNA from Phoenix dactylifera (date palm), 2188 nucleotides. RefSeq names its product putative plastidic glucose transporter 2. The record is from RefSeq and is a predicted model, not a curated record. Gene Ontology annotation, biological process: monosaccharide transmembrane transport. Lineage: Eukaryota; Viridiplantae; Streptophyta; Magnoliopsida; Arecales; Arecaceae. Gene Ontology annotation, cellular component: membrane. Gene Ontology annotation, molecular function: hexose transmembrane transporter activity.